CACUCUCUUCGGCGUGGAUAUAAUGGGGCUUAGUCCCUUCAGCGUGAGCGUCUAUAGUCGCUCACUUCCGCGCGUGUUACUAUACCAUAUUCGCAACUUGCGCCAAGCGAUCGCUAGCAUCACCAUCAGCCAUGGUAGGUAUCACCCUGAGAACAGUCCGCGCGUCGACACAGACAAGAAUAGCUGCAACAGUCAAAUGCCUGCCAUAUGCCCGACAAAGGUUUCCACAAGAAACAGAAACACCUCCGGAGGAUUCUGCCGGUCGAUAGAGUUGGCGGGGAUAUACGAUCCACCAUUCACGGCGAUUCUUGAAACUUUAGAGUGUUUUCAUUUAAGUUAAUUACCCUGAGUGUAGAUCUUCAACCUCAAUUAUUCCGAAGCUAUACAUAUGAUAAAACAUCACUCUGGAGUGUUUAUAAAGAUGUUUCCCCGCCGUCGAAAGGAAGUACUUGCUAAGAAUCACACUUCUCCAGCUUGAAUAUCCCAAUAAUGCGUUCUUCUACGUUGUUAUCACUGGUGGGGUUGGCAGCAACAGCCUCAGCUCACGGUCAUGUUCACUACCACGUACUGGGCACUCAGACCUACACCGGCUACCUCCCCACCAAAACUCCGGAUUUCACAGCCGAUGCCCCCAGCAUCGUGCGACGGGUUGGCAGCGAUGGGCCGGUCGAGCUUCUGACCGGCGCCGAAAUGGCAUGCAACUUCAACGCCGUCCCAAUCCUCGACGGCGACGUUUCUCGCGUCGGGGCUGUCCAAGCAGGAACAAACAUCACAUUUGACUGGGACGCUGACUUCCCGCACUCCGGGCCAAUCUUGACGUAUAUGGCCAAGUGCGAGCCCGACUGCGGACAUUUCACUGGGAAUGAAGGGGCCGUCUGGUUCAAGAUCGAUGAGGCGGCUUAUGGCACGUCGUGGGCGACGCAGACUCUCUUCGAUCAGGACAACAAGUGGUACAGCAAGGUCCCCGAGUGUCUCGCGCCAGGCGAGUACCUGAUUCGACAUGAGAUUAUUGCUCUUUCAGGGUGCGCGAAGAUAAACAAGUGCCAGUUUUACCCCAGCUGUGCGCAGGUCAAGGUGGAGGGGAGCGGGACGGUGGUGCCAUCGACUGGUCUGAUUGCCUUCCCAGGGGGUUAUACGUUUGCGAAUGUCAAGUGGGAUUCAAACACACAGGCUCCAAAAGACUAUGUUCUGCCUGGUCCCCCAGUCUUCGAGUGUCCGUCUUAAAAAGUCGGGAAGAGCAGUCGGGAAGAGCAGCCGGGAAGAACAGCCGGGAAGAGCGGUCGGCAUCGUGGAAUGGACACGGGAAGUUCUAGGUCCGUU
Messenger RNA from Pseudogymnoascus verrucosus, 1320 nucleotides. Its product is annotated as Esterase/lipase/thioesterase. The transcript is spliced from 2 exons. Lineage: Eukaryota; Fungi; Ascomycota; Leotiomycetes; Thelebolales; Thelebolaceae. The coding region runs from base 490 to 1224 and encodes 244 amino acids. The record is from RefSeq and is a predicted model, not a curated record.